AUGACGAGAGAGGAGCCUGAAACCAGAGGAGAAGAUAUGAUGAUCGAUGCACCAAAAUUCACAAACCCAAAACCUAGAAUCGAAAAUCCAGACGAAUUCAAUGUCCAUUACCUCCGAAUUUACUAUGGAAAGCUCUUUCCUUACACUGAUAUCCACAAAUGGCUUUCGUACGGACACGAUGGGAAACAUCCUGGUUGCGAUGAAUUCUACUUUGGUAGAAGAGAGUUCUCGUUUACACUUGAGAACGAUGUUUAUUUGCGCUAUAAGUCCUUCAAGAAUGCUUCUGCUAUGGAAGACGCUAUCAAAGUGAAUUUCCCAUACAAGAUUGAUAUUGGCGCUGUGUAUAGCGUUGAUCCAGAUAAGAGACAUGCUUAUGCACAAAGUGGUACCAAUGUGUUUACUCCAGUGGAGAGGGAGUUGGUCUUUGAUAUUGAUAUAACAGAUUAUGACGAUGUCAGAUACUGUUGCUCAGGAGCUGAUGUUUGCUCCAAAUGUUGGCCUUUAAUGACAGUUGCUAUCAAAGUCAUUGAUACUUCCUUAAGAGAGGAUUUUGGUUUCAAACACAUCCUCUGGGUCUUCAGUGGACGUCGCGGAGUUCACUGUUGGGUUUGUGAUGUUAAAGCUCGAAGGUUGACUAAUGAACAAAGAUCAGCAGUUGCUGAAUACUUCCGUGUUUAUAAGGGAAAUGAAAACAAUGCAAGAAAAGUUGCUCUUAUGGGUCAUUCUCUUCAUCCGUUCCUUGCGAGGUCGUAUGUGGAUUUUCUAAAGGAUUUUUUUGAGGGCGAGCUACAAGCAAAUCAAAGUAUAUUCUCAAGCAAAGAAAAGUAUGAGAAGAUACUUGAGAUGAUUUCAGAUGAAGAUAUUCAGUUAGAGCUCAGAGAAAAGUGGGAGAAUGCUGCUAGAUCAUCCCUAUCAGAAGAAGCCACUAGCCUUGCAAGGUGGGAGCAGCUUAAAAACACGCUCUACUCCAAGAAACAGAAGGCUCCAUCACUGCGGAUGUGCGUAGAAGAAAUUGUCUUCACCUUUACGUAUCCUCGAAUUGAUUUGGAGGUCUCAAAACAAAUGAACCAUCUGCUUAAGGCACCCUUCUGUGUCCAUCCAAAAACAGGUCGUGUCUGUGUUCCGAUUGACCCAAAUAACUGCGACGAGUUUGAUCCACUCGCAGUUCCAACACUUUCACAGCUAAUAGAAGAAAUCAACUCAGGAGGCUCCAAAAUGGAUGUGGAUGAUGAUGAUGUGCCAGAUUCAGACACAAGUUUGCUUGGGAAAUCAAUCAAGUUCUUCAGAUCCUCAUUCUUAGAACCUUUACUCAAAUCAUGCAAGGAAGAAAUAGAGAGUUCAUACAAAAGCAAAAUUGGCAAGUCUAAAGAUUCAUUCAGCUGGUAA
This is a messenger RNA of Microthlaspi erraticum, 1386 nucleotides long. The record is from the annotation of a GenBank genome assembly. Lineage: Eukaryota; Viridiplantae; Streptophyta; Magnoliopsida; Brassicales; Brassicaceae.